Priceomyces carsonii is the source of this 729-nucleotide messenger RNA. RefSeq lists its product as uncharacterized. The record is from RefSeq and is a predicted model, not a curated record. Lineage: Eukaryota; Fungi; Ascomycota; Pichiomycetes; Serinales; Debaryomycetaceae. The transcript has a single exon. The coding region runs from base 1 to 729 and encodes 242 amino acids.
AUGAGCGGGAUAAUAGAUAGAGGCGCUCGCUUGAUUUUUGACAAUGAUACCAGAGACUAUAAUCAUGCGACGGACUCUAAUUAUAAGAGACUUAGGGCUAAAGCAGACGCUCUUUACAAGAAGAGAAACCAACUAAGUCAACAAUCUCAAAAUGCAUUUAAAAGAGGAGAUAAGCAAAAGGCUCAUGAGUUGAGUGAAAAAAGUAAGGCUAUCUUACAAGAAGCUGAGGGCUAUAAUAGGCAAGCUGCCGAGUAUGUUUUUCGUGAAAAUAAUGCUGAUAGUGCUGAAGACGAGAUCGAUUUACAUGGUUUAUAUGUGAAAGAGGCUGAAUGGAUAUUACAGCAAAGAAUUGCAAAUGCUAUUAGAACCAAUCAGUCACAUUUGAAAGUUAUAGUUGGAAAGGGAUUGCACUCUUCGAACGGCAUCGCUAAAUUGAAACCUGCUAUAGAUCAAAUGUGUAACGAAGGUCAUUUGAGGCACUAUGUUGAUCAAAAAAACACUGGAGUUUUGGUGAUUGAUUUAACAAAUACCCAUGAAAGUCAAGUUCCGACACAGUGGAAUGCACCUAUUACACAGCCCCAGCAAGCAUACCAUGGAACUUCGCAGCCGCAAUACUACCAGCAGAACAACAAUUAUGGUCAACAGUAUCAGCAGCAAGGCUCUAAUAACAAUGACUUGAUGCGCUUGUUAAUGAGAGGUAUUUGCUUCUGCAUUCGAAGAAAUUUAUAG